Phyllostomus hastatus (greater spear-nosed bat) is the source of this 1965-nucleotide messenger RNA. RefSeq names its product cerebellin 1 precursor (gene CBLN1). The coding region runs from base 3 to 584 and encodes 193 amino acids. Gene Ontology annotation, cellular component: synaptic cleft; glutamatergic synapse. The record is from RefSeq and is a predicted model, not a curated record. The transcript is spliced from 3 exons. Gene Ontology annotation, molecular function: protein binding. NCBI's taxonomy places the organism in Eukaryota, Metazoa, Chordata, Mammalia, Chiroptera, Phyllostomidae.
CGAUGCUGGGCAUCGUGGAGCUGCUGCUGCUUGGGGCGGUGUGGCUGGCGGGCCCGGCCCGGGGGCAGAAUGAGACGGAGCCCAUCGUGCUGGAGGGCAAGUGCCUGGUGGUGUGCGACUCCAACCCGACGUCCGACCCCACGGGCACAGCGCUGGGCAUCUCUGUGCGCUCCGGCAGCGCCAAGGUGGCUUUCUCUGCCAUCAGAAGCACCAACCACGAGCCGUCCGAGAUGAGUAAUCGCACCAUGAUCAUCUACUUCGACCAGGUGCUGGUGAACAUCGGCAACAACUUCGAUUCGGAACGCAGCACUUUCAUCGCCCCGCGCAAAGGGAUCUACAGUUUCAACUUCCACGUGGUCAAAGUCUACAACAGACAGACCAUCCAGGUGAGCCUUAUGUUGAACGGGUGGCCGGUGAUCUCCGCUUUCGCUGGUGACCAGGACGUGACGCGGGAGGCCGCCAGCAACGGAGUCCUCAUCCAGAUGGAGAAAGGCGACAGAGCAUACCUCAAGCUGGAGCGGGGGAACUUGAUGGGGGGCUGGAAGUACUCCACCUUCUCCGGAUUCCUCGUGUUUCCCCUCUGACGGGCUCAUCUCCGACCCGGCAUGGAGACAGGGAGAGGGCCGGCAGGCAGGAGGGGGCAUGAGCCAGAGGCUGACUUGGAGAGGACCAGAACGCAGCAGGACCUGAAACCUCCCACACGUCCCCCCCACCGUAUCGGGGUGAAAAGUGGGCACUCAGAAGGGCGGACGAACACUCGUCCAUUCACUCAUUGGAAGGAAAUUCCACUUAAGCUCUGCACACUCCCAUUUCCAAAACUCAGCUCACCUCCCCCAUCCCAGCUGCAGUCAAGAAGGAAGAGACACAGCCUUGUCCUUGUUUCUUAUCCCAAGUUCGUGUUCCCUGCGAUUUAUAGAAAAGAAACUUUGUAUUUCACUGUGUAGUGUGAAAUAUCCCCCUCUGAGGUCCCCUGCUGACAUCUAACAUGCCCCUCCCCCGUUUUAGUCGACAGGGGGUAAGUUUCUCUUUUCUUUUUUUUUUUUUUUGAUGGGGGAGGCAGUUUUAAUUUGGCAAGUAUUGCUCUCCGUAAAAACACCGCUCAAGAGCUAAUUCGCUGAAGAUACUUUGUGUCCUUGGCUGCCUGCUAGCAGAGAAAGGACUCACCUUAGUGGUGACUGGUUUAAAAAAAUAUAUAUAUAUAAGAAAUAUAUAUCAUUUGUACACGAAGAACUCUCCCCAGUGGACACUGGCUGUAUUUCCGUGUUUCUAUGCCCUAUGCGGAGUGAUCGUGAAAUCCAAGGCUGCUCCAUGUCCUGACGCUUGUCCAACGCCCUCGUGUUCCGUGGCUCCAAUAACCACCGCCAGGAGGUCCUCUGUAACAUACGUGUGAAUAGCCAAGAUUUACAUUUGCUUCAAUCCAAUAAAGUUGGAGUGGGACUUUUAUUUAUUUAUUUUUUUCCUGAAACCGCUUUCUUCCCCAGCUGCGAGGUUGGAGGGCCCGGGUGCGAAAGGGCGAGCUUCCGAGUGGGGGAGACCGGCUAGCCUGCGACCCGAGCGCGAAGCCGCCGGGACUCCAGCCUUCGCCGGGCUUGGCGCCAGCGCCCCGCACUCUCCUGUGCUCCCCGCUUUGGCGCAGACGUAAGGAAUUUGACCGAAACCUCACUAGGCCGGGCGGGGUCGCCGGCCCGGAAGCGAAGUUUGGGGUUUUCAAAGUCCCCACGCAUCAGGGACAACCCCGGUUAGAGGAGCUGACGCCGGUGUGCGCGGAGCGGCGCGCUCCCCGCGCCUCUGCCCCCGGGUGCCUCCGCCGCGCGCUCCUCGGUCCCCGAAGCCGCGUUUUCGUCCCACCGCUCUGAAUCCCGGGUCUGCCCUCUGUAUUCCUCGAGCGCCCAGGAGUGGCGCUCCUCGCGGGACUUUUGAUCGAGAGGUUCGUCCCGGAGUGUUGAUUGUAUCGGAACAUAAUGU